UACGGUUCAAUUUUGACAAUGCUCCACCAUGAAGAAGGUGUGGCUUCGGUUGCUAGGUUCUUGUUUUAGUCCUAUGUUUCUUUUCUGUAUUGUUCUUUAUCCUGUGCCAUUAAUUUAGCUUUUAUUGACAUGCUUGUCAUAUAAAUAUAUAAUGUCAAUAAUUUUUAUUGAUUAUUGUUCAAGUUUAUAUUUUAUAAAUUCAAUCCCGAAAGAACGCUAAAAUGGAUCCAACAUUACAAAGACAUGCAGCAAAAUGUAUCUACAUAAUUCCAGACGGAUUGAAAGAAUUAAUGUCUGAUAUAUCCAGAGAAGUAUUAAGAACACAACCACAAAAUAUGUAUGCCUUUAUAGCCGAUUAUUUAGAAGCCUUGCUUCUCACCAGAGAGAAUGCUCGAGUCGCAGCCAGGUUGAUCCAGAGUGUUACAGAGAUAGCAGAAACUACAAUGGAGUUCUUGCAAAAAACCGGUAUGCACAAAUCUCUAGUAGACAAAGUUGUAGGCAUCAUGGAUCGUCAAUUUAAAAAAAGAGUUUUUGACGAGCGAAAUGCUAGUCAACUCGAACAAGGUGAAUACGUAGAUGAAGCUAACAUGAUAAGCGACAUUUUAAGUGAUGUUGAAUUAGAAGAAGGUGCAAUGCAGGAGUCAAUAGCAAUAAUUCAAAGGGCAUACAGAAGGUUUAAACAAAGAAAAGAAACCGAAAAAACUCUACUUACUGGAAUGAUAGAUUGGAGAAUUGCAGCCAGAAGCGCCAUUAAAUUAUACAGGCAAACAGGAGUAACUAACGAAGAAGCAAGGCGAGCUGCGACCUUAAUAAAAGCAGCUUACAAAGGAUAUUACACCCGUAGAAUUAUGACAACACUUACAGAAGAGCAGAAAAUACUUCAUCCCGACAUAAGUGAGCCAGAAGAAGAAGGAGGUGAUUCUGACUAUAGACAAGCAACAAAAGAAGACUCUAAGGCGGUUACAAUCGACUAUGAUUCUGUUAUACCUCACGUUGAUUUUGGCGAUGUUACAGAUGUAGAAUGCACAUCAGUCGUCAUUGCAUUUACUUUAGACAAAAUUAUGGACGGGGUUAUGAAGAAAGUUGUACGUUCCGAAAAACGAUCAAAAGAAUCCAAAGCGAAAAAGGAAAAAGUCAAGUCUAAAAAAACGCAAGAUGACAAAAAGGUCGCAGCGAGUGUGAAACAAAAACAAAAACAACUAGCAGAAACUGCUGAUGACCAACUUGAUAAGCGUUCCAUUAGAAAAUCCUCGACAUAUUCACAAGGUUCUCAAAAAUCAACUAUAUCCAAAAAAGUUUCAAUAGUUGCUCGAGACGCUGAAAAACGAUCUAUUCGUUCAGUAUGUAGCGAUCGAUCGGAUCGUAGUGAUAAAUUUGGCCAUUCGCAAGUAUCAGAACCUGACAGUUUCGGCGCGAGUGAGAUUACAGGACGUGCUAGUUACGCUUCACAACAUAGUAGUCGUGCUUCAGCACACGUCAGUUAUGCUUCAUCCCGAAACAGCGAAGAUAGUUAUGCAUCAAAAUGCAGUUUCGAAUCACAAGCAUCACAAAGGGGCAGUAUUGUACCAGGCCGGGGAAGUAUUAUGGGGCGGGGAAGCAUUGUAUCGGGACGGGGAAGCAUUGUUUCGGGAAAGGGAAGCAUUGUAUCGGGAAAAGAAAGCAUUGCAUCGGGAAGGGGAAGCAUUGUAUCGGGACAGGAAAGCAUUGUAUCGGGUCGGGCAAGCAAUGUUUCAGGGCGGGAAAGUAAUGUAUCAGGACAUGGUGGCCAUAUAUCAGGAAGCGGCAAGAAAGUUCCUAAGGAUCUUUUAAUAUGAUGAAAAAUUAAUUCAGUAAAAACCGAAUACUUUUUGUUUCAAAUAAGCAUUACUUAUUUUUUUUUAAAUAUUUGUGUAAAAAAUAAAUAAAUGACUGCAG
Molecule: messenger RNA, 1914 nt
Organism: Psylliodes chrysocephalus
Lineage: Eukaryota; Metazoa; Arthropoda; Insecta; Coleoptera; Chrysomelidae
Source: the annotation of a GenBank genome assembly